Molecule: messenger RNA, 1491 nt
Organism: Talaromyces rugulosus
Lineage: Eukaryota; Fungi; Ascomycota; Eurotiomycetes; Eurotiales; Trichocomaceae
Exons: 1
Coding region: 1-1491 (496 amino acids)
Source: RefSeq, a predicted model, not a curated record
AUGUGGAAUAAUUGGAAGCCGGCUGCACUACUAGGUGCAGUUUCAUCUUUGCUGCUCACAACCAAUGCCGACCAUACUAGUACUAUCAAAUGGAGCAAUUGCAGCUCUACCGCUGCACCACGACUAGAAUGUGGCUCUUUGGACGUCCCAAUCAACUGGAACGAACCCAAUGGCUCACAGACUACUAUAGGCUUUCAACGGCUGAAAGCCUUGAAUGCGACUGCCCGGAUUGGACCGCUAUUCUUCAACCCCGGUGGACCUGGUGGUAUUGCUUCUGCAUUCAUUACCGCCACAGCCCAGGGUGAUCCGAUUCUGGGAGAAAAGCUGAAUGAGUACUUUGACCUGAUCGGGCCAGAUCCACGAGGUAUUGGGAUUAGCACGCCUAUUCUAUGCGAUCCAGAUCUCUGGAACAAGCGCGUGCCAGCGUUUCCCAAGACAGAAUCUGAGUGGCAGGAGCUAGUAGCAUAUAACGAAGAGCUCGGAAAAAGCUGUCGCAAUUUGACUGGGUUGCUGUUUGAACAUGUUGAUACGUUAAGCGUCGCGAAAGAUUUCGAGGCAGUGCGGGUUGCUCUUGGUGGUGAAAAGCUGAAUUUUCUGGGAUUAUCGUAUGGCACACAGCUUGGAGCAACGUAUGCGGAACUAUAUCCGCAGAAUAUACGUGCGAUGGUCUUGGAUGGAAAUAUGGACCAUUCCCAGUCGGAAACGUCCACGUUGGUGGCUGAGUCGAGUACUUACGAGACGGUGCUUAAUCGUUUUGCCGAAUGGUGCACUCGAAACAGUACCUGCGCUCUAUAUGAACGGGAUGUGCUUCAAAUUUUCGACGACCUGGUGGCAACAGCUACUAAAACUCCUAUCUCUGCACCGGCAUGCAAGGUUUCGGGCGCCUGUCGUUCCAAUGUCACUGGCGAUGAUAUCCGCAUAAACGCACAAACCUAUCUUCUCUUCGAAGAAGCCAACGCGGCCUUCGGUCUUCCUGGUUGGACUGCGCUUGGCACAGCGCUGAACGAUUCUCUGAACGGCAAUGCCAGCAUGCUGUCUACGGCUCUUGCAACUGACGAGACAGACAGGAAUUUUCCCGGUCGUGCAGUGUCAUGUCUCGAUUGGACACACGGCACUAAAUCACUAUCCGAACUUUUGUACAAAGAGCAAUUGGGGAAAACAGUAUCCCCGCAUACGCAAGGAGCCACCCAGACUUGGGGCAUCCAGACCAACUGUAUCGGUUGGCCAGCGCCGGUUCAGUACCCACCUCGCUAUUAUGAUGAGAAUAUCAAAAAUGCGCCGCCCAUCUUGAUGGUGAACGCGCUCUAUGAUCCUUCAACCUCUAUUGUCUGGGCCAAUGGUGCGCUUGGCCAGAUCCCGAGUGCGACACUGCUAGUGCGCAGUGGUAAUGGUCAUACCUCGUAUUUGCUGUUCGGCGAGGCAACCUCAGCCAUGCAAGACUAUCUCAUUACGCUUGAAAGACCUGCACCGAAUAGUAUUGUCAAUUCAUGA